GAGCGGCUCUUGGUGAUUCUUGGCUACCGAGUGGAAGCCGACAUGGCCGAGUUGCAGUGUCCGCCGCUGAAGCGAUGGAAGGGGAAGCCGGAUGAAAUGACCGGAGCUUACUGGAGGAAAACAAAAGAAGCCAGAAAACAGGCAACAAAACACUUCAAAGAACAGAAAUUUUUGAAGAAGCUUGAGAAACAAAGGGCUGAGCAGCAGAAAGCGGAAAAAGACCAAGAGGAAAAGAAAGAACAGAAAGAGCGGCUGCCUACUGUCAGUGUGGCAUUGCCAGGGUCAGUUCUGGAUAAUGCCCAAACUCCAGAUCUCAGGACGUAUUUGGCUGGACAGAUAGCUCGUGCAUGUACUGUGUUCUGUGUGGAUGAAAUUGUAGUCUUUGAUGAACAAGGAGAAGAUGCAAAAACCGUGGAAGGUGAAUUCCAUGGAAUUGGAAAGAAGGGACAUGCCAGUGUGCAGCUUGCACGGAUUCUGCAGUACCUUGAAUGUCCACAGUACCUAAGGAAAUCUUUCUUUCCAAAACAUCGAGAUCUACAUUUUGUAGGUCUCCUAAAUCCACUGGACAGCCCACACCAUAUGAGAAUUGAUGAAGAUUCAGAAUAUCGGGAGGGAGUGGUUGUUGAUAAGCCUUCUAAGCCUAACAAAGGAUCAUUUGUUAAUUGUGGCAUGAAAAAGGAUGUACAGAUUGACAGAUGUCUUCAAGCUGGCCUCCGUGUAACAGUUCAAUUACUCAAGAAUGAAAAUCCAGAGAGCAAAAUGAUUAAGGGUAGAGUUGUCGCACCUCAUGCUCCUCGGAUGGAGUCUGGUCUUUACUGGGGUUACACAGUUCGACUUGCUUCUUGCCUCAGUGCUGUAUUUACAGAGUGCCCAUUUGAAGAUGGAUACGAUCUUACAAUUGGUACAUCUGAGCGAGGGUCAAAUGUUGACGGCACUACGCUUCCUUCAUUCAGGCACAUGUUGAUAGUGUUUGGUGGUCUUAAGGGACUUGAGGCCAGUGUUGACGCUGACGAAAAUCUCGAGCUUACUGAUCCCAGUGUCCUUUUUCACCACUAUCUCAACACCUGUCCUGGUCAAGGCAGCCGUACCAUCCGCACUGAGGAAGCCAUUCUCAUCACUCUUUCUGCAUUACGACCAAAGAUUGACAAUGCAGUCAGAAGAGCCGAUUCAAGUUGAAUUAAUGGGAACAUUUACAAUAUGGCAUCUUUUACAAUAGCCUUGGAUCGUUGAUUAUCAGCUAUUGCUUGUUCUCCUGGCAGAUAUUGGAGCUUAUUGCUUAUUCUACCAUGUGUUGCCACUUUUAUGUAGGAAUCUGCAGAAUGUUUACCAGUUAUAAGAACUAUUGGUGAAGAUUUUUAAUACAUAUUUUCCAUUUGUAAUGUUCUUGAUCUUCAAGUACUCAAGUACAGUAAUGAUACGGUACACAAAAGACAUGUAUGUGGAACAAGGACUUUUUUUAAUGCUUCUGAUUUUCAGUUGAAAUGUUUGUAAAAUGGUUGCAGAUCAGAAGCAGACUAUGGAUUAUUCUCACUGUUUUGUAAUUUUCGUUGAAUUACCCAAUCUUCCUGUUCUUCCUUCCUGCCAUCUGCUGUAUUGCUCCAGAUCCCUCAAAUAAUCUUAUUGACAAUUUCUAGCUAUUCAUCUCUAUCCAAAGCAUUUGGGCUCAGCUUAGUCGUACAUAGCACAAAUACAUACAAGUCCUUCGGAUCACCAUUGAAAUACUGUCAAGACGCCAAUUAAAUUAAUCAACUUUAUCAGUAUCACAGCAGCCUUCUUUAUUCAGGACUUCAAAUGUGGUGUGCAAAAUUUAAGGGGGCAGUUAAAUUAAUAUUUUUGGUUUUAACAGCAAAGAUAACUGCUUCAUAUGAGUGUGCCUUUGCAAAUUGUGUAUCAGGCCAAUUAAUUCAUCAAAAUAUGGAACUGAACAUAUUAUUUUCUGAAAAAUUGGUUUGUAACUCUAGUGCACUCUAUUUCACAGAAUGUUAGAAUGUGAACAAUUUAUAAUUACUCAUUUCUUUAUGUGUAAAGCUACCAUAAGAGUCUGCUUACUAAUAUUUAUUUAAAUUUCUAGUUUUAUGUGAAACUGCUAUAUAUUUUAAAUUACUGUAAGGUGCACUGAUAUGUGGAUUUUCUAUUGAUUCAUAAAAAUGCAUGUAUAACAUCAAGUUUCCAAUAAAUUGCAAGUAUCCCA
Molecule: messenger RNA, 2191 nt
Organism: Mobula hypostoma (lesser devil ray)
Lineage: Eukaryota; Metazoa; Chordata; Chondrichthyes; Myliobatiformes; Myliobatidae
Gene: spout1
Product: SPOUT domain containing methyltransferase 1
Exons: 12
Coding region: 43-1176 (377 amino acids)
Biological process (GO): miRNA processing; maintenance of centrosome location
Cellular component (GO): mitotic spindle; kinetochore; spindle pole centrosome
Molecular function (GO): miRNA binding
Source: RefSeq, a predicted model, not a curated record